AAAAUGAAGUAGUUGACGAGGGCAUGGAUUUUAUACUACCUUUAGUGCCUUCAAUACAAAGGCUGAAUCAAGGAAAAAAAUUGAAAUUUAGAAUUAAAUUCCUGCUGGCAGUUGCUGAUGCAGAACGAUCAAGUGGAUCUCAGUCAUCAGUCGCAGAAGAGAUAUCGUUGAGGUCCACUUGUUUGAAUCAGGAUAAGAGAUGGAAUCAAAAAUUUUCGGGACUGGUGCUGCCAUCUGGAAAGUAGGAGUAGUUGAUAUUUGCACCACUAGAUGGCGAGAGUUGCAUAUCUGAUGAGUCAGUGUGCAGAGUGGAAUUCAACUGGGAGGAUGUGUUGUGUAUCCACAGUGAUUUCCGUGAUACUCUGUGUUUGGUGUGUGGCGAUUUUACGAUGGAUCCGCGAACAGAGCAGCGCAUGUGUAUCAAAUUCUGUGCGAAUCUCUGGAAAAGUGCUAUGGAGACCCUUGCAAUGAUUCAACAAAUGUUUGGGGGCAGAGCAUGAGCCGUACGCCGGCGUUUGAGAAGCAUGCUUGGUUCAGGGCCGGCCGUACGGACGUUGAGGACUGGAAGGCCCAUUAGCUGCACAACACCAGACAUUGUUGCCAAACUUCAACAACUGGUUAAUGCUGAUCGACGUCGAACCAUUUAAGAUCUUGCGGAUGAAGUGGGUAUUGGUUAUGGGACAUGUCAACUAAUGUUGACUGAUGAAUUGGGCAUGCAUCGUGUCACCGCAAAAUUUGUGCCAAGGAUCUUGACUGCCGAUCAGAGGGCACAGUGUGUUGAAGUGUGCACGGACCUUCGUUGGACCGCAUCUGAUGAUCCAACCUUCUUAUCACAUGUUCUCACUGGCAACGAAAGCUGGAUUUAUGGUUAUGACCCAGAGACAAAGCAACAAUCAUCCCAGUUGAAGAGUCUGGGCUCUCAAAGACCCAAAAAAGCGAGAAGGUGAAGAGCAAAGUGAUGAACAUGAUCAUCGUUUUCUUUGAUACCAAGGGAAUUGUGCACAAAGAAUUUGUCCCACCCAACCAAACAGUGAAUUCCGCAUGCUACUGCAAUGUUUUGUGCCUAAUUUCAAUUUUUUACCUCAAACCAUUCCUGAAAUAUGGCCAUGUUUCAAAAACUGGCCAAAAAUGUGUGAGCGGACUUUUUUUUUAAAAUUGCCCUAGGAGCUGCCCUAAUUGAGCUAGAGAACUGGGAAAGGUGUCAUUUUGCAGCAUUUUUCAUGCUCUUUCCAGUGAUAAACAAAAAACAUAGCUUCUAAUUAAUAACCUUUUUCAAAAUGGUAAUUAAUAUUUUGAUUUCAUUUUUUACAAAAAGCACAUAAUUAAAAAUUUUCAAAAUAUUUCCAUAACUACUUCAUACUGUUGUAAAUCACAUGGCAAAAUAUAAAUGUGGGAUGAUGAUGGGUUUAUUGUUAAAAAAAAAUUAUUCUGGACUCUUGUUUUUCACUAACGGCCCUAGUUUGACUAAACUGACCUUUAAGGUAGUACGUCAGUAGAGGACCGUAUACAUAGGGCUUGAUGUCUGUACAAUAAUUCAGAGACUGGAACCAUUGUUGAGAUGAUGUAGUCUGCAUUAUUACCUUCUAAGGCUUAGUGUGCCUACAGCAUUAUUGUGCACUGUGGUUUUAGUGCAAAUGAAUUGUUGCCUCUGUGUUGACCAGUUUGUAUUUAUUAUAUUUAAUAAUUCAUUUUCAAGUAAAUAUAUACAUUGAAGAACAGUUUGUAAGUGGUUUUUGUAUAAAUAUGGAACCAAGUAAAAAGUGCAGUGAUGUAAGAGUGCAGUGUUGUAAUCCAUUGAAGAAGUCAAAUUAUUUUAUUAGAGACAGAAAAAAACUGAGAAAUGUCACAACAUGGAUGCCCAAAUUAUUUCCUCAAAUACCAAGUGGUGCCAAGAUUUGUGAUAAAUGUAGGAAAGAUGUAACCAAAUUGAAAAAUACACCAGAGCCCAUCAGUGAUGAAAGUGUUGAAGAAGAAUCUUCUGGAUCAGAGAUAAUCAUCCGAGACCAAGACCCUGACUUCACUCCAACUUCAGUAGCUGUUAAAACAUUUAACACAACACUUCAAGAACUAGGUGAGUCCCCAAUUGACAAGAGAAAACUAACAUCUAGGCAUUACGCCAAAUCAAAAGUGAAGAAAAUCUCAUCAAUGACACGUUAACUUUUUGUUGCACCUGAAACUUCUUCGUCAGAUACUGAUACUGAUGAAUCUGUUCUUGAAAAUCUUAAAAGAAACUUUAAAAAUUCUAUAACUAGAGCAAAAAAACUAAUGAUUCUUACAAGUUUACCUGAAAAGUGGAGUGUCAGCAAAAUAAUGAGGGAAUUUAAUACUCCGAAUUACAUUGUUCGGCAGUCCAAAAAAGUUUCGAAAGAGAGAGGUUUCAUGGAAGGUCCAAACCCAAAACCAGGGAAUUGUUUACCAACAGAAACUGUCAAAACUGUACAUUCAUUUUAUGAAAAUGAUGAAGUUAGCAAUGCCAGGUAUUAAAGAUUGUGUGACAAUUACAGAAAAAAGUGGAAAUAAAAUAAUAUCAAAAAGACUUAUUUUGUGUAACCUUGAAGAAGCUUACAAGCAUUUUAAAGACAAGUUUCCUAACAUAAAAAUAGGUUUCUCUAUAUUUGCUGAGUUGAAACCAAAACAUUGUGUAUUAGCUUGCCGGAGUGGCGCACACACACUGUCUGCGUGCGCACAACUCACCAAAACAUAAAAUUAAUGAUAGAAAAUGCCAAACUAAAUACAGUAACAAACAGAAGCUUAAACAGUUAUAAGCAGUGCAUUGCAAAAAUGCUUUGCAACCCAUCAUCAGUUGAUUGCAAUUUGGAAAACUGUGAAUACUGCCCUGGAGAAACUGUCAUACGUAAAAUUUUAAGACACUCUUCCUGAAAACUUAUUGAACAAUUUCAGUUCCGACAGUGGAUGUCAGUUGACCGAUGUAAUCUGGAAAUUGUUCAGAAAACUUCUGAAGAAUUCAUAGAUUUAUUUUGUUGUAAGAUGUCGACUUUGAUUCAGCAUGACUUCAUUGCCAGGCAACAACGAACAUUCCUUAACUCCACAGGAGAAAACCUUAUGUAAUCUGAAUUUGUCAUGUGUGAUUUUUCAGAAAAUUAUAGUAUAGUUCUACAGGAUGAAGUUCAGAGUUUCCACUGGACAAGACAACAGAUUACCAUUCAUCCUUUUGUUAUAUAUUACCAACAGGAAGACAAAAUUGAGCAUAUAAGCUUUGUCAUUGUUUCUGACUGCCUGGAGCACAAUACAACUGCGGUUUACACCUUUCAAAAGAAGCUAAUUUCAUAUCUAACAAAUAAAUUUCAAAAGAUUCCAAAAAAGAUAUACUAUUAUUCUGACGGUUCUGCCGCUCAGUAUAAAAAUAAGAAAAACUUCCUGAACCUUUGCCUUCGUGAGGAAGACUUCAACAUAAAAGCUGAGUGGCACUUUCAGCCACAGCACAUGGAAAAGGGCCUUGUGAUGGAGUAGGAGGUUCAGUAAAGAGACUGGCAGCUCGUGCAAGUUUGCAAAGGCCAUACCAAAAUCAGAUCCAAACCGCACGAGAUCUAUUUGAGUGGGCAUUAGAUAAUAUCACAAAUGUUGAUUUUGCAUAUUCCACUCAAGAAGACUAUGCUGCUUCAGAAAUAUUCUUAAAAAGCCGACUUGAAGAGGCAUUGACAAUCAAAGGAACACAGCAAUUUCACGCUUUCAUUCCCAACACUACAUCAGAAUUAAUAGUCAAAUACUUAUCAGGUGAUAUGUAGAGUUGGGAGAGUGAGGUAACUGCAUUACCAGACAAACUGAUGUUACAAGAUGUAUCAGGCCAUGUCACCACUGUAUAUGGCAGAAACUGGUGGCUUUGGGUACAUUUUAGAAAAAAACGAAGAACUUGAUGAAGUGAAAAUAACUUUUCUUCAUCCAUGUGGACCAGCUAAGUAAUUCUCUUAUCCUGCACAUGCAGAUGUCCUGUGGGUGUCAGUUGUGGAUGUUCUCACAAAAGUGAAUCCAUUUACUCCGACAGGGAGAACAUACAUUCUUAAUGAAAGUGAUGCAAACCAAACCCAGUCAGCUUUAUUAAAAUGUAAUAUGUGAGGUUCCAAGACAAUUUAUUGGGAAACUGCUUUCAACUCAAAACUUAAUUUUUGUCUCAGGAUUUGGCUCAGUAGUGUUCAGGACCAGUAACUUCUGCAGUUCGACACAAUGAGUUACAAGGAAACAACAGGAGAUUUAAAUACAUCAGUUGGUGAAUUGGCCAACUUGAUGAAUGAUACUUUCACAUGCUGCAUGAGGAACUAUGAAGCUUUACUGCCUUACCUUGAGAAAAAUGAUACAACACCUAAAAUAUAUCAUAGAUUAGUGCAUGUUAAUAUAUUGUUGAACAAGUUAAAUGAAGAACUCGUAGGACUGAGAGUUGACUAUUUAACUCUGUCAUCAUAUGAACAAAAAGGGGAGCCUGUUCUGUCUGAGGGAACUAGGAAGAGAAGAGGCUCUGAGGUAAGCAGAAGCGGGGCCAAAAGUAUAAAGACGGAAAUACCGGUUUCCAGUAAUACUGAGUUUUCAGUUACGUUAUUUUCAGAGACUGGAAUCAGUAAGCACUCAGGGAAUUUUGUAUCAGUGGAUACUGAAGGAACAAAACACACAAACGUACAGAAGUCAGAUGUGCACUGUGCCAAAAAUAUAAAAUCAGAAGUACGUGACUCAGAUGAAGUUGUAGAUUUAGUUGAAUUCACUGCAGGUAGUAGUUACACUCCAACAGUUCAGACAGCAUGUGAUACUAUAAAUAAUGGGAUGACAUUACAUAUUGCUGGUGAUGAGAAAAAUGCAUGUGUGUUAGGUAGACUUGUGGGAGGUAAUGCAUGUGCUAAGCCUGCUGACAAAAUUACUCAGAAUAAAAGUAAUGAAGAGUGUGUGGAAUGUGAAUCUGGUGGUGGUGGUGGUGGUGGUGGUGGUGGUGGUGGUGAUAGUAAAGAUUACGGCAUUCACAGAGGACUACAAGGAGAAGUUAGUUGUACAACUUCUGUGUCUUACCAAGCAGAGAGACCAUUUGAUGAUAAAAAAUCUCCUGUUGCUUUCACUACUUCUGAUAUGGAAUCUGCUAUGUUGGUAAAAGAGAGAGAAAGCAGUUGUAACAAGGGGGAGAAAGGAGCUCCUCAUUCUCCUAGGAGAGACGAAAGAGCUGAUAUACCUGUUCAGAGAGCAGAGGAACUGUGUGAUACAGAACUUGAUCUAUAUGGUGUCAUAAGGCACAAGAAAAGGCAAUUUAAGUGUACAGUGUGCGACUGUGUACUUUGUAGUAAAUACGCACUGUAUGAUCAUUUGAAAGGAAAGAAGCAUAAAAAGAAACUAGUAACUGCAAAGAACAGUUCUGCUAAAGGGUCUGGAAUUUCACAAAGCAGCUUAGAAAGUACCGGUACUGCUUCUGUUUCAGUGUGUUCUGCAGUUGCCUGCUCACAUACUGAUUUUGUUCCAAGUAACAACUGUGAAAGUACAGCAUCUAUUCCUGUGUAUUCUGCUGUUUCCUGCUCACCUUUGAAUACUGUUCCAAAUAACAGUUGUGAAAGCAUAGAAUCUGUUUCUGUGUAUUGUGAUGUUUCCUGCUCACUUGCUGACACUACUACUAUUGUAGAGAACACACACCAGAUAAUAUCAACAAAACAUGCAGUCAGAUUAGAUGAUAUAUGGACAUAUUUUCGUGCACCAUUUCACAUUAACAAAAAAUUCUUCAGGAUUCAUUCAGGGAAAGUAGUUUGCUCCCUUUGUAAUGAAAAGAUGGAGAGAUACUUACUCGGUGUAAAGACACACAUUUCUAAAUUAAGUCACCUAAAUCGGAUAACUGUAUUACAAAACAUAGAACUGGCAAAUAAGUCCUCAAGUAAACGGCUGUUGAAUAUACCAGGUAUUCUAAACAAUAUUAUUCCUAGAACUCAGUUUAGUUUGACAGACAAUGGUUUUUUUUGUAGUGUUUGCAAAUGUUUCUGCGAAAAUACAACUGUAUUAAGUCAUAUGACAGGUGCAAGUCAUGGCGAAAAGCUAGAGGAAAUGAGAAAAUCAAUGGAAAGCAAAAUGGAAGCAACUCGGGCAAGGAAAAAAAGGAAGAGAGGAUUACAUCACUUAAGAGCUAUACAGAACUGUCGCCAACAGGCACAUGUUUAAAGGGACACCAUGUGGCAAAGUGAAACGAAAAUUAGCAUUGUGAUGAGUGUUUAAGAUUAAGUGAAAACAUCAAAGUGAAAUAUGGAAAAAGUAAAUGGAAUAAAUAGCUAUUUAACGAAGAGUGGUGGACUGGGAUAAAGUUUUCAAAUAGGUUGCUUUGGCAGGAGCAAUUUUGAACUUGUUGGGAGGUCUCGACAGUACAUUUUGUAUUUAUGUACAGAGUUUUAUGUGCUUUUUCCUUACAUAAUAUUUAUUUACCUGUUCCCACACACUUUUAAAGUAAAUAUUAUUUUUUGUUGUUUAUUUUAGUUUUUGUUGUUAUCAUAUGUAAGAUUUAGCUUUAAAGCUGAAUUCAUCAUUCAUUUCGUUGUAGUAACAUUUUCUCUUUCUUAUACAUUUACAUGCCAGCUGUUUACUCAUAUGUCUUGUACAUAUAAUUCUGUUGUUAUCCAUUCAAAAUUUCGCAAUGAGAAAACCAGCUACUUUAGAAAAGAAUGCUCUGGUUCUCUCACACUACUCAAUGCCAUUUUUAUAUAUUACUGAAAAUAAACCAUUUACUUUAGAUAGCCA
Messenger RNA from Schistocerca serialis cubense, 6705 nucleotides. RefSeq lists its product as uncharacterized. Gene Ontology annotation, molecular function: nucleic acid binding; zinc ion binding. The record is from RefSeq and is a predicted model, not a curated record. The coding region runs from base 4183 to 6135 and encodes 650 amino acids. The transcript has 2 exons. Lineage: Eukaryota; Metazoa; Arthropoda; Insecta; Orthoptera; Acrididae.